Messenger RNA from Drosophila teissieri, 3098 nucleotides. RefSeq names its product PAS domain-containing serine/threonine-protein kinase (gene Pask). Gene Ontology annotation, molecular function: protein serine/threonine kinase activity; ATP binding. NCBI's taxonomy places the organism in Eukaryota, Metazoa, Arthropoda, Insecta, Diptera, Drosophilidae. Gene Ontology annotation, cellular component: cytosol; nucleus; cytoplasm. The record is from RefSeq and is a predicted model, not a curated record. Gene Ontology annotation, biological process: negative regulation of glycogen biosynthetic process; protein phosphorylation; intracellular signal transduction. The transcript has 3 exons. Bases 44 to 3001 code for a protein of 985 amino acids.
CUGCAGGCCUCAAGUUGGGACUUGGAAAACAUCCAACGUUUAAAUGGAGGACCAGGGCGACGUGACCGACCAAGCCGCUGGUAAGCUGAGUAGCUCGAAUGCCCAGUGCUCCAGAAACCGAUGUGCUAAUGAUGACCCCAUUAUGGGCACCCAAAGCCAGAGUCGCCAGAACUCGUCCGGCAUGCUGAACAUGAUGGACGCCAGCUCCUUCAGCAUGCCGCCCCCCAAUCUGCACUCCUCGAAGGUGAUCAAUCCGAAUAAGGCGAUAUUCACCAUCGACGCGAAUACGGGACAAAUCUUUAUAGUGAACAACAAGGCCUGUCAGCUGCUGGGCUACACGUCCCAGGAGCUCAGGAACAAGGGAUUCUUUGACCUACUCAACGGCAAGACGGAGAGCCACAUCUCCUCCUUGGCGGAGAUGCAAAUCGAAGGCGACGAGGGCCGGGUGGUCCUACUAAGUGGAAAGGUGAUCGAGAUGAAGACCAAGACGGGAAGCAAAAUCCUGGUCUCGCUCUGGAUCCGGCAGAUCAGCAGCGAUGGCAGACACAUAGCCGUCGCGGAGCCUGUUGAGAGGCACAUAUGCCACAUCAGCACCGAUAGAUCCGGAGUGAUAACCACCGUAGACUCCACCACGGCCACCAUAUUCUUUUACGAAUCCAUCGAAAGCGUUGUGGGCAUCAGCAUUGUCACCCUUAUCCCGUUCAUAAAGCUCCCCGAUCCGGAAUGCCGUGAAAUCUCUAAAAGCCUGCGGAAGCAGCGAGCUACUGGCCGAACCACGGAUAAUGUAAAGUUUCCCCUGUGCUUGCUAAUAGCCCUGGACGAGGAUGCUUCCGCGGGGUACUCCCAUUCGGGAAAAACCGGGUUAAACAUCACCAUCUGGGUGUUUCAGAAUCUUAGUGGCCUGAUUGUGGUGGACGACAUAGGGAACAUACUGAUGUGCAACCAGCCUUUCUCACUGCUGAUGUUCGGAUAUGGGCAGGACAAGAUAAUGAACAUGCAUAUAUCCUCAAUCCUACCCAAUUUCGGCAAGGACUCCCGCGAGGAGAAGAGCCCCAAUGUGUCCAACACCUCGAUAACCAGCAACGACUGGGAGCCGGACACGGAUCCCUUCGUCGUGGACAACGACUCCUCGCUGCAAUCCUGCAAGAAGAGCUCGGCUACCCGGACGGCACCCAACAACGAAAAUUCUUCGGUGGCCGAUGGCCACCUGAGCUGCAAUCUGGAGAACAGCAGUGGGCUAUUUUGUGAUCUCCGACAGCCGGAUGACUGUACCAUAGAUGACAUACUUACACCUGUUAAUGCCUCAAACAGUUUUCCCGCCGACGAGUUUGAGGCAGGAUCGCACUCGCACGUGAAUGAGUCGUCUCUGGAUAAGGCGAAGUCCGUUUCCACGGAGACCUGUGAUGCCUCCGGCAGCAAUCCCGCCACCAGACUGCUUAGUUCCAUUAACGGAAGCUUUGUGGGGGAGGCCAUCCACGCCGAUGGCUCCGUCAUAGAGGUAGUCUACUCCGUGCUCCUCCAGAUACUGCCGUGCUCCAACCGGGUGUACUGCAUCUGGGUGUGCCGAAACCCCAGCACUCGGCUGGACGGCGAGAAGUACAACUAUGCGAACCUAACGUCCACGUUCAACAGCAUGGCCAGCACUGUUGAGCAAUCGCUGGGCCAGGUGAUAAAGACCACGGCUGCCCAAAACUCCAGCCGACCUAAUUCUCUGUCCUUGGUGUCCAAGUACGAGGACGAAUUGUACCUGGGUGACUACAGCAAAUACUACACGUCCAUUCGCCAGAUCGGCAGGGGGGCCUAUGGGUAUGUGAACAUGGCUUUCCGGAACACCGACCGCCUGCUGGUGAUCACCAAGUUUAUUCUCAAGGAGAAGCUCUGCUCUCAGUUUAUGGUCAAGAGCCGCGACUGCAAGGAAGUUCCUAUCGAGAUCCACCUGCUGCAGACCCUGAACCACAAGAACAUUGUGUCCGUUCUGGAUGUUUUCGAAAACGAUCUCUUCUACCAGCUGGUCAUGGAGAAGCACGGAUCCGGCAUGGAUCUAUGGACGUUCAUAGAGCGGCGGCCCCUGAUGGAUGAAAAGCUGGGAAGCUACAUUUUUCGGCAGGUGGCCGAUGCCGUCAACUAUCUGCACGAACAGAAGAUCCUGCAUCGGGACAUCAAGGACGAGAACAUUAUAAUCGACCAGAAUUUCACCAUCAAGCUGAUUGACUUCGGGUCGGCGACCUUCAUGGAGGAGGGCAAAUUCUUCUCCACGUUCUACGGCACGACGGAGUACUGCAGUCCGGAGGUGCUGGCCGGAAACCGAUAUGUGGGUCCCGAGCUGGAGAUUUGGGCCCUUGGAGUGACUCUGUACGUUCUGAUGUUUUUCGAAAAUCCAUUCAUCGAUGUGGAGGAGACAUUGAAGGCCGAGAUCCAAAUACCGAAAGCGGUGUCCGACCAGUUGAACCAUCUGCUGAGCUCCAUGCUGAACAAGGAUCCCAAGUACCGCUGCACCAUGCACCAGUUAAUCACCGAUCCCUGGCUCACCCAGGAGGUGAAUCCCUCGGCUUUCAGUUUCUCGUGGAUAGUGCCGUGCAAGGCGCACGAGGCCAAUCCAGAUCUGUAUUUCUCCGGCUACCUGUAUUCCAGCACUUCGGUGCUGUCUACUAUUUCACCGCAGGAGAGCUUCUCCCACAUCGAGGAGUCCUCGAUUGGGGGCAGCGAUGAGGCCAGACUGGCAUCCCACAGGACCGGCAACAAGUUGUGCGUUAAUGAAGCCAAGCACAACAAAAUGGACACACUUUAUGCGAAACAGUUCCAGCUAAACACCUCAGUAAGCAACCACGAGCUGAGGGCCUCGUUACCUGACUCCAGCCACCCAGAAAUCGGGGGUUCCAUAUGCUCCUCGAAAUCCGAGAACGAUAUAUUCAAGAACAAGCUUCAGCCCUGCGUCUCCACUUAUAACGUAGUUAGUCUGCACGACGUGAGCACGAAACCCAAGAUGCUUGAUCUAAAAUGAAGUUCUGAAUACGAUGUACAUGUGUAAAUCGAACCUGAGCAUACUGUCAUAUGUAAAUAGCACCAUUUGUGAAAGGACAAUUAAGGAUUGCGGCGAA